AUGACAUUCUGAACAUCAUAUGAAUCAGCUGAUCCCAGUCAUACUAUUCUGGAGAGUUUUUAUCAGCAAGUAGUGAACAAUCAUUGAAUAUUUAUUGAAGAAAAAAUUUAAAAACAUCAUUAAAGAUGUCAUUAAAUACAGCACAUGCCCAUAAUGGUGUUCUCCUUCAUGCCGGAGAAUGCAUUCUCCUUUUCUGUGACAAUGUCAGUAUGGAGUUUCAUGGUCAAGAACAACCAGAAUUCAUGGGUAAUAAGAAAGGACGAAUAUACUUAACUACACAUCGAAUGAUUUUUAAUGCAAAAGAUCAGAAAGAGAAAAUGCAGUCUUUUAGUUUCCCUUUCAUUACCCUGAGCGAAGUAGAGCUUGAGCAACCAAUGUUUGGAGCUAAUUAUAUUAAAGGGAAAUGUCGUGCUCAACCUAACGGUAAUUGGGUAGGAGAAUGCAAGUUCAAGUUACAUUUCAAAAAUGGUGGAGCUAUCGAAUUUGGUCAAGCGAUGCUUAAAGCAGCAUCAAUGGCUCAACGCAAUGGACCUGGAUAUGAUGUACCACCGCCUUAUCAGCCACCGUCAUCUGAUUGGUAUGCAGCUCCUCCACCAGCUUAUCAAGCUGCUCCAACAGGAUAUUAUGGUUGGGUUCCGCCAACUAACGUAUUUCCAGAUAGACCAGCGGCUAAUACAGUGUAUAUGACAGAUAUGCCUCCACCAUACCCAGGAAUAAAUGCUCCUUAUGUUAGUGGUGGAGCUCCUCAACAACAAGCUUGGGGUAAUGCAUCAUUCCAACAAAAUGGUGCUCCUGGCUGGGCUAAUCCUAAUUACAAUGGUCAUCCAAAUUCUCAAGCAGGUGCGUAUCCUGGCUAUCAACAACCACCUUAUAAUAGUUAUCCACAAGCAACUUACAAUAAUUAUCCACAACAACCACCACCCUAUUCACCUUAUCCUCAACCAGGACCACAAGGGCCUUAUGCUCAAUCUUAUAAUCCUUACAACCAGCCUCCAUAUCCGGGAAUGUAAUAUAUGAAUGAAUAUGGCUGUCUCAGUAUUAUAAAUUUUUAAUAAUAUGCAAGAAAUAAGUUUUAUUAAUUACCAUAAAUACAAGUUAAUUAAUUCAAAAAAACGAGGUUUUUAAUAAUUCAAAAAUAGCUUCGAAGUGAUUCAUUUUAGUUAUUGAGACAGUUGUUGUUUAGAGAAAUAUUUGAUUAUUUUUUAUGUAUAACCAUUUCCAGUAAUUUUGAAAAUACACUGAAUAUCUUUAUCAAAUUAUAAUGAUGAUGCUUUAAAUGUAUAAAAAUACUUAAAAUGUGUUAAUGAAGUUUAAAAC
Chelonus insularis is the source of this 1317-nucleotide messenger RNA. It is a transcript of the gene Wbp2, whose product is annotated as WW domain binding protein 2. The record is from RefSeq and is a predicted model, not a curated record. NCBI's taxonomy places the organism in Eukaryota, Metazoa, Arthropoda, Insecta, Hymenoptera, Braconidae. Gene Ontology annotation, cellular component: nucleus. Gene Ontology annotation, biological process: positive regulation of DNA-templated transcription. Gene Ontology annotation, molecular function: chromatin DNA binding; transcription coactivator activity. The transcript has 4 exons. The coding region runs from base 126 to 1010 and encodes 294 amino acids.